Dracunculus medinensis (Guinea worm) is the source of this 789-nucleotide messenger RNA. The record is from the annotation of a GenBank genome assembly. Lineage: Eukaryota; Metazoa; Nematoda; Chromadorea; Rhabditida; Dracunculidae.
AAUUGCCUUGCGUCAUCUAGUGCGUUUUUACGAUCAUGUGUAGUUACUGCAGUUAAAUUCCUCAUUGUGGGACGCAGUUUGAAAAUUGAUGAGCUGCUUCAGUCUGCGAUGUCCGAUUUCCUUGCAACCAUAGGUGAUCCUGAUCUUAAUGUGCGUCGAGUUUCACUUAUUGCGCUAAAUUCAGCUGCACAUAAUAAGCCAAGAAUGAUUCGCGAUCUUCUUGAUAGAAUUUUGCCAUUAUUAUACGCAGAAACUGUAGUUAAACAGGAACUCAUUAAAGAAGUGGAAAUGGGUCCUUUUAAGCACGUAAUUGAUGGAGGACUUGAUCUGCGUAAAGCAGCUUUUGAAUGCAUGUAUACUUUGUUGGAUACUUGUUUAGAGAAACUCGAUAUUUUUGAAUUCAUUACAUACAUGGAAAAUGGAUUAAAGGAUCAUCAUGAUAUAAAAUUAUUGAGUUAUUUAAUGCUUUCUCGACUUAGUACAUUGUGUCCUUCUCAAGUACUUCAGCGGCUGGAUCGAUUAUGUGAGCCACUAAAGGCCCAGUUACAAAUGGCUUCAAAACCAAAUGCAGUUAAACAAGAGACAGAAAAAUUGGAAGAAUUGCGUCGUGCUGUGCUGCGCGCUAUUAUUGUCCUUCAGCGUGUGCCUGAAGCUGAUCGGCAUCAGCAGUUCUCUGAUCUGCUUUCUCUAAUUCGUUCAAACAGUGCUCUUCAUUCUUUGUACACUAAUAUCGAAAGGGAUGCUAUGCAGAGGUCAUAUAUCACUGAUUCUACGAUGGAAAUUGACUGA